AUGGAGCGAGGUCCUCGCUCUACGGACAAGAAUGUCCACCACACUGUCACCAGUGUUGGCUCGACAUCACCCAUACUUAUGGAGAACCUGGACUGGCGCGGAUAUGAUGGCUACGUUGCGACAACAAAUAUGAUGUAUGCUCGUCGUGGCUCGAAAAUGAACGAAGCCGCCGAGGUGCUCGGUGAUAUCAAGACAGCAGAAGAGUAUGGAUACGUGCAUCGUGGGCUCAAAUCGCGGCAUAUCCAGUUCAUCGCCCUCGGAGGAACCAUCGGUACGGGUCUUUUCUUGGGUAUCGGCAGAGCAUUCGUCAACGCUGGUCCGUUCAGUGUGUUGGCCGGCUAUGCGUUCACGGGCGCUGCCGUCUACGGCAUGAUGACCUGUCUCGGCGAGAUGGCUACAUGGCUACCGCUUCCCGGUGCGAUCCCACAGUUCUGCGCACGAUUUGUGGAUGAGUCUAUGGGUUUUGCUGUUGGCUGGAACAACUGGCAAGUAUCCUGUGCACUGAAGCUGGCUCUUGCUAACUAUCUGCGUAGGUACUCGUAUGCUAUCACGCUAUGUGCUGAGAUAUCUGCUGCCUCGACUUUGAUUCAGUACUGGGACGGCGCCAAGGACAUCAAUGUCGCCGCCUGGAUCUCCAUCCUGAUUGUUUUGGUACUUUUCCUCAAUGUCUUCGCUGUCGCCGUCUACGGUGAGGCGGAAUUCGUGUUUGCGUCGAUCAAGAUCGUCACCAUCAUCGGCCUUCUGAUCUUAUCACUGAUCAUCGACCUCGGUGGUGCGCCCAACAAUGACCGGUUAGGCUUUCGCUACUGGAACGAUCCUGGCGCCAUGAACGCAUACGUCGCCGAGGGUGACGCAGGUCGCUUCCUCGGACUCUUUUCGACGUUGCUCAAUGCUGCCUUCUCCUUCGGCGGAGUUGAAAUGAUUGCAGCUUGUGCCGGCGAGGCAGAAGACCCACGCCGUAACAUCCCAAAGGCCGUGCGUCGUGUGUUCUGGCGUAUCUUGUUCUUCUACAUCGGCGGCAGUCUCGCAAUUGGACUUACUGUGCCUUCAAACGACCCUGGGCUGCUCAAUGCUGCGGAGAACGGCUUCAACGACGCCGCCAAUUCCCCUUGGGUCAUUGCCAUCCAAAGAGCAGGCAUCAACGCUUUGCCUUCGAUCAUCAAUGCUGUCAUCCUCACUUCAGCCGCAUCUUCCGCAAACGCCUUCCUGUACACUGGCUCUCGGUUCCUGUACGCGCUUGCACAGAACAACCAAGCCCCUCGAUUCCUCCUACGGUGCACCAAGAACGGCGUGCCCAUCUGGUGUGUUCUGGUCACCGCCUCCCUCUCCCUCCUAACAUACAUGUCCUGCGAUCAUGGCUCCAGUCUGGUCUUCGCCUGGUUCCAGAACCUAACGACGAUCGCCGCCCUGUUCACCUGGGUGUCCAUCACAAUCGCCUACAUCAAGUUCUACCACGCCCUUCGAACUCAGGGCAUCCAUCGCAACACGAUGCCGUACAUCAGCAAAUACCAGCCGUAUUCAGCAUAUGCAACAACCAUAUUCUUCAUCAUCCUCAUCAUCUUCAACGGCUGGGACACCAUUGCUGGAGGCUUCAACUAUGAGGGCUUCAUCACAGAUUACAUAGGCAUUCCGAUCUAUUUUGGGCUGUACCUCUUCUGGCGCAUAUACAAGAGGACAAAAUUCAUCCCGUCUGCUCAGGUGGAUCUGUGGACGGGCAAGUCUGCGCUGGAUGCGAUUGUGUGGCCGGAGCGGAUUCCUAAGAAUCUGCUUGAGAGGUUCUGGUUCUGGUUGGCAUGA
Cyphellophora attinorum is the source of this 1797-nucleotide messenger RNA. RefSeq names its product putative proline-specific permease put4. Gene Ontology annotation, molecular function: amino acid transmembrane transporter activity. Gene Ontology annotation, biological process: amino acid transmembrane transport. The record is from RefSeq and is a predicted model, not a curated record. NCBI's taxonomy places the organism in Eukaryota, Fungi, Ascomycota, Eurotiomycetes, Chaetothyriales, Cyphellophoraceae. The coding region runs from base 1 to 1797 and encodes 598 amino acids. The transcript has 4 exons. Gene Ontology annotation, cellular component: membrane.